CCCUCGCAGGGUAGGUCGACACGAGGCAUACUCUCCACGAUCUGAUACGUAAUAAAACCAGUUUCCAGACGAAAGUGCGUCGUUCGCGUCGGUUGUCGUCUGUACGAACGAUUUCGAUCGGAGGCAUCGACAUCGGAUAAACCAGAUUUUGAGUAUCUCGACUCUCGUGGACGGGAAGACCGAGGAGAAACUGUGGUCCACGACGCUGAGAGAUCGGGCGUGAACGGAUUGUUUUUCUCUGGGGACGUCGUACUCCGCCGCUGAACGGGGCUUCGGAGCAUCGAGCAAUGUAAACGAUCGAUUGGAAGGCGAAUAAUUCGAAGAAUAUACGAGUUAAGGAAGUUGCGUGCGUUGCGAAGAAAUUUCAGCCGAAUCGAAAAUCGUGGAUCUCGUGGUUACCUUCAGAUCUCGCAGCCUUCAGGAAUUAUGGCGGAGAAGAUGUAUUAUUGGGGAGAGCAGAAAGAUCAGGUCGAUCCGGAGCAGACGUUCAUAGAGUUCAAGGCGAAAUCGGUUGGCUCGAGUAGACGAAGGGAUUCGAGUCACGGUGCGCCAAAGACGAUCGUUUCCGCGCCGCAGAACCGGGCGACGGAAGUGGAGGACCGAGAGGAGGACGCGGAACGCGGAGGCUGGGACAACAAGCUGGACUUCUUGUUCUCCUGCAUCAGCGUUUCCGUGGGACUUGGAAACGUGUGGAGGUUUCCGUAUCUGUGUUACAAAAAUGGCGGAGGUGCUUUCCUAAUAACGUAUGGAAUUGCCAUGUUGUUUUGUGGGAUUCCGAUAUUUUUCCAAGAGGUGGCCAUUGGCCAGUACCUCGGAGCAGGCGGUAUGACUCUGGUAGGACAGCUGUGUCCUCUGCUGCAAGGAGUCGGAUACGCUACGAUGACUAUCGUGUUCUUUCUGGACGUGUAUUACUGCAUAAUCAUCGCUUGGACGCUUUUCUAUCUCAUAAGCACCUUCGCCAACAUACCCAGCGUACCCUGGAGGGGUUGUGAAAAUUGGUGGAACACCGAAAAUUGUUCCGACGGCCAGAGAAAGAUCGACGAAUCGUCCGAUAGCUCGAAUACCACGAAUUCUACGUACGACAACUAUACUCGAGCUGUUCCUCACCAUACUACUCCGGUAGAGGAGUACUGGGAACGAAGAGUUCUUGGCAUCACUUCCGGUAUCGAGAACAUCGGUGGCAUGCAAUGGGAGCUGUUGGGUUCUCUGAUCGUCGGCUGGCUGCUCGUUUACUUUAUCAUCCGACGGGGUCUGCAUCAGAGCGGUAAGAUCAUCUGGUUUUCAGCCUUGUUCCCCUACGUGGUGCUUUUCAUUCUUUUGGGAAGAGCGGUGACAUUGGACGGCAGCUACGACGGCUUGCUGUACUACGUCACGCCGAGAUGGUACGAAUUGCUAUCGCCUGGCCCGUGGAUCGACGGCGCCACGCAAAUUUUCUUCGCCUACAGUAUCGGCACCGGGGCUCUGCCUGCUCUCGGAUCGUACAACAAGUUCCAUCACAAUUGUUACAAAGACGCGCUGAUCACGUGCAUAGUCAACACGUUAACCUGCUUACUGGCUGGUUGCGUCACUUUCUCUAUCUUGGGUCAUAUCGCUUUGGAGCAAGGCACGCAAGUGUCAGAAGUGGUCAAAAGCGGGCCGGGACUGGUGUUCCUCACUUAUCCAGAGGUGGUUUUGAAGUUGCCCGGUGCCUCGAUGUGGGCCAUCAUCUUCUUCGUCAUGCUACUUAUACUGGGCAUCGAUAGCGAAUUCUGUAUCGUGGAAUCCUUCAUCACUGGAGUGGUUGACAACUGGCCGGAACUUCUUCGUCCCCAUAGGAAGAAGUUCACCGUCGCAAUCUGCUGUCUCAUGUUCCUCUUGGGUCUUCCGAUGGUGACCAACGGUGGAGUCUACAUAUUCCAACUGAUGGACUUCUAUUCGGCGAGUGGAAUGUCGAUUUUGUGGGUCUGUUUCUUCCAAACGAUCGCGAUAUCGUGGAUCUUCGGCGCGAAGAAGUUCUGCGACUGUAUUCAUCAGAUGAUGGGCGUACGAUUGAACAAAUUUUGGUACAUAUGCUGGGUGGUGUUCGCGCCAGUGAUUAUGGCUUUUAUCUUCGUGUUCCAAUGCGUGCAGUACAAGCCCUUGAAAUAUGGAAAUAGUUACGAGUAUCCAACAUGGGCAGAAAUCGUGGGUGUCUGUCUCAGCUUGUCAUCGAUGAUCUGGAUACCUGGUUACGCUCUCUACUACGUCAUCGUUACUCCGGGAUCCAUCAAGGAGAAUAUCCUGAAAGGUUUGAAGCCGAACAUAAAGACGCAUCCGAAAUUACCAAAGGGCGAGAAAUCAGCGGUGAUACCAAUGUCAGAGAGCAGCGCCGGAUUAAUCACCAAGAACAAUAGUUUCCUAAGUCAAACAUGAUCGCCGUAAACGGCUUUCUUAUUCCCUGUCAUAGGUUGUAAUUACCGUAAGUGUAGUAUUUUUAACAGAAUUUCAAAAUCGAAGUAUGUGUCGAACACGCAGAGCAGCUCGACUUAGUCUCGUGGUUUAAUCGGAGAAACUGUUGGAAGAUGUCCGUAGACCGACCGACGUUAAGAAGAUUACUACGAUGACAGUGCAUGGUAGAGCGAGCGUAAUUAGAGCGAGCGUAAUUCGAGCGACUGCUGCAAUCAAAAUACUGGCCUCGUUCCUUCUACAUGAUAUAUUUAAACGAAACUGAUACCACGUAAAAAGAAGAGUUAUUUAGAAAAAUGAGAGAGAGAGAGAGAGAGCGAAGAAGAGUUGAACAUAAAAUCUAAAGUAUAUUACGAUAGUAGCAGAUAUCGUUAGUUUUCGGAUAGCUAUCGAAGAUAAGUCGAAGAGGUGUGUAUAUUUUUCUAUCGCGAUUUUUAAUCGCGAUGCUCCCACAAACGAUUAUUAAACGCGAGAAACGUAAUUUAGUUGAUAGUCUGGUUCUUUUCUUUUUUUUUUUUUUUUUUUUUUUUUCGAGCGAGCAAACGAGAGAUUAAAAAUAAAGCUUGAACCUUUGCCUUGUAAUAUCAAACUAGAGACAGGUUACGGAUCAUAACUGAAGUCCAACAAAAACAGAUUUUACUUUUUUAUUUUUUGUAACGAGGCUUAAUCGAAACGUUAAUUUUAACUUUGACUUUUUCGACUGAAAAUUACGUAAGCGAUUUGAAUUUAAAAAAACGAAGAUCGUAAGUCGUAACACCGAUUUAAAUAGCUACGAAAGGAAAUCACAAGGCAAAGGGUUGAUCAAACCGACGUGCGAAAAGAAACGUCGAGACGUGAAAUAAUUUUUGGAGGAGCAAUUGUAUUUUUAUUCAGCGGACGAACGUUUUGAAACUUUGAAAAUCGAUUUGAAAGUCUCGAUCGUAAGAUGAAUUCUAACGACGAUUACGAAAGAAAUAGUUCGACGUGUCUCUCAUAAAAAGAUACGUGUUUUUUUUUCUUUUUUUUUUCUUGUAUUUAGAUCGAUCGAUAUUUGCGGAUUUAAAACGUUCGUUUAUUUUUUCUAAGAUGUUGUUUAAUACGCGAGUUUCGCUCAACGGAAGUUUUGCGAGAUUGAAUUUUCGCGAACCGAUUUCUACCAAAAUUUCUACCAGCAUUUUUAUUAGUCGACGGACGCUUGUUUUUCGGAACGCACGAAGAAAUUCUUGCGAACAACGCGGUUAGUCAGAUCGUUAGAACAGUCGAAGAUUAAAUUACAGAUAAUAAAAUUUGUGCCUCAACGCUGACGCCGUUGCGACCAGUUUUUUAAAUGGAAAAAAUUUUAACGACACGUUAGAUCUAUUGGAAAAAUUCCGCCGUCUUUCGCCUUUUUUACCCGAAACUUUCUUACGAAUUUUACAUAUUCAAAUCGAUGUUAAUUAUAAAAAGUUAGCUAUCUCUGACAAAUUUAUUUCUAGACGUUUUCCUUCUACGUUCUGAUUAGAGUCGAUAAAGGGAAGUUUGUGAUAUAUCGUACCAUAAAAACCAGAUAGAAUUUUUCGACGGAGAUUCCACGAAAAGAGGAUUUUUCUACUAAAAACCGAUCGAGUCGAUCACAGGACAGAAACGUGCCUCGCAGAAACCGUUGGUACCGUAAUCCCUAAAAGCCGUCGAGUUAGAAACGAACGAUUACAAUUACAGAUUUCACGAUCAAUUCGUAGAAGAUCGAAAACCGAGAUUAAUAUUUAAUAACUGUUUGUUCGACGAAGAUGUUCGAAUUUAGGUAGAAACUCCUUGUUACUUGAUUCUUUUAACGAAGAAAUCAAAGCUUUGUUUCGAUCGCAGUGGUUUCAUACGAAGGUUCGUAAUUCCAAGAUAUAAUUGUAAGAUAAAAGUAUAUAUAAAACUAGUUUUAUUGAAGGAUAUAUAUAUAUAUAUAUAUAUAUAUAGGGAUUUAUCGGUAUAUGAUCCUAAAGUUACUAUAAGAGCUAUUUCAAUAUUGAUUAUUCGAGACACUGUUACUUGCAUUAAUAGUAUAUUUUUUGCGAAUGAAAUUCGAACGACCAAUUAGUAGUAUUCAAACAAACGAGAGGCAGUAUAAUGUCGUUUCGAACGAACGACUAGUUUGAAAAUAUUGUCGAAAUCGAUUUACAAAUUUGCAUAUACAGAGUGGGCCAAACGUCGAUCGUAUUAUACAUACGUAUACUCUUUUUCUUUUUUUAAUCCUGCAUCGGUCUAUUCGUAGACUUUUUACACGAUCUGUACUUAUGGGUGCAUCAUUAAGUUCAAUUUAAAUAGCGCGUACAACGUUUCGGAAACUAAGUUAUCGGAAAGGUCAACGUUUAAUAAUAAAUGUUUGAGUUGUUUAUCCGUGCAAUUUAUGCAUGCUUGCUUCCCAAUUAAUAAUUGCCAGCAAUGAAUAUUCGAUUCUAUGGUUUCAGUUAUGCAGUAUCGGUUAUAAUUAUUUAAAUAUGCUAAAAUUAACUCGUCCGAUUUGUUACCGAAUUAGCUGCGAAUAAUAUUCGCUUAAUAGGACAAAUGAAACGAAUCGACGAAACUCGUACAGCAUCGAACGAACUAAAUCGCGCGUCCCUGAAUAUUUUUUUAGCCAUUUCAAGUCCAAUGUUGCAUUCGUCAAAGAUACGAUUAGAUCGUUGACUCACGCUGUAUAUGAAUAAGAAGAAGCAAAACUGGAUGUUUCACGAUUUAUUUGGUUGGCGAACAUGAGCAAUAAAGAUACUCGUAACGGAACGUUACAAGUUUGAAAACAGGCCUAAGUAAUAGUUCUGUCGUUUAAAUCGUUUACACGCGAUCGCUUUGCGCCCUAUUUAAACGAGUUUUAACAGUUGUUGAUGUUGUACGAUAUCGAGAGAUCGUCCGAAAGCUUUAUACGACGUUCGUUUAUGUAUAUUUUAUUGUCGCAUUGUUACGGCGCGAGUGACAUUUUCAUAGCGAGCUAAGGAUGCUGCAAGUCCACGUGGUUCAAUAUUUUCCACGAUGACCGCGUGUUGUCAUCGUUUCGUUACAUCUAUACUUUUGUACAGAAAGCUACGAAGCCGUUUAUUUUUCCGAUAGUUUAGUGGACUGCGUGUAUUCCUGUGUAAACUGAACGGAUUAGACGCAACAGGAUGCGAAGAUACACCGCGCAUUUGUAGAUGUUUUCCAGUAUAAAAUGACAUAUCGAUGAAUCGAUAACGGAUAAAUGGUCGAUUAAAUUUACAAUCUGAAAGAUAUAAAAGGGAAACGAUAUAGACGACGCAGAAAUUUAACGGGAAGAGGAUAUUUUUUCCACAAAUUGUCGAAAUAAUAAUAUCGCUGACGAAAGCGUUGGCGUAUGUCCGAAAUUAAAAAUAAACAGAAACGCGUAAAGAAUAUUUCGAAGAGAAACGUUUCAGAUUAUCGAUCGAUACGUGGAUUAGGAAGAUUUUGGUGGAACUGGUGAACGGAAUUACAAGAGAUUAAUCGCAACGCGUAGAAUCGGCCGACUCGGUAGAUCAUAAACAACGUAAAUCAGCUUAAACGAAAACAAUGGAGUAUCGCGGGUUCAUCGGAAUUUAGUAGCGGCCCUUGUGCGUCUAAUCUCGUUCAUUGAUCAACCGAACGAUUAGCCGAGCAUAGAGCAAUUCACCGAGUGAAUGACCGCUAAUUACCGUCGCGUUAAUCGAUAUAUGUACUUUUGAUCGUUUCUCUGCGGAUUAAGCUGUACGCGAUGCGUGACAAGUAUUCCCAUGCACGAAUCAACAGCUGACAUAGAUAUAUCCAGGAUGCGUCGCAAACCGAACCGAAACGAGCAGAAUCGUAUCGCCUCGACGUCGAUGUUCCGUUUCGUGCCAAUACGUUUCGGACGGUAAAUGCCAUAUGCGCGCGUUUGUAUGCUAUCGACGAAAAGUUUCAAAGCAGCAGCAGGUCUUCUUUAUUUUCUUCGCUCCUUUUACAUUGAAUUUCCUCUUACCUGUGUCACUUAUAUUUAUCGUAAUCCUUGCCUUCCGGUUUAGGAUCGUAACUUGCGGCUUACGUGGUAUUUAUUUAUCGCUACGUUGCGAAUUAGCCACUCGUUUAUAAAGAUAUAAAUGAGCAUUUUAUCGAAUAUUGCCUCGUUGAUCGAUCGUAUUGUAUCCUUCUAUGUUACAUACUUCGUCGUUUUAUCUAUUUAUCGUAGCAUAUAAAAUUAGCGAUAAGUUACAUUUGUCGUUAGCGCGAAGAACGCGUUUAGUUUAUCAUGUUGUUUAACCUUUGCAGAGUCAAGUUGCUUCCAAACUUUCAGUGGGUAGUGUACGUAAUCGUUUAUAAUAGGCUCGUCGCGCUGCGAACGAUAGAAUACGCCAUGGAAGCUUGUAUCAGCGUGCGAACUCGGUUAAUUAGCCAAUGCGAAUUAGCCGUUUCACUAAGGAUAGGUUAAGCAUCGAGCAGAUUAAAUGCGAAGGGGAACAACAACGCGGAGAUAUCAUCUUAGCACAAGAUGACUUUGUUUGCCAUUUUUCUCAAAUCCUUUCAUCGCGUGCAAACAUUUGUCUUUCGAUGGUUUUGAGUAUCGUUUCUUUCGGUGCUUUUUUGAACGGUCUUUUUCACAUUCGUAUGUUUCGUAUCUUUUACGUGUCGGUCUUUUGCCGAGCGGUUGGUUUUUCAAGAUCGCGUUUAGAAAAGAUCGUUGCCUGAAUUCGGUGUUCACCGUUCCAGUAAUUAGGUCAGUAUAAAUUGAUAAUACGGUAUUUUCGACAUCUUUCUAUCUUUUCAAACGUUCAGAAUUUUUGAUAUCUUUUAUUUCCUUCAAAUAAUCGUUGCCAUCUUACGAUGAAAACAUUGCAAAUUGCACCUCUUCGCAUCUUAUCCUUGCAACCACUCUGAUUACUGCGACAAGAAAUUCAAUCGAAAUUUCCCGUUUUACCUUCGAAUGGGAUAUAUUGGAGAAUUCAAUUAUUUACAUAUGUGCGAAGAAAUGGAAUCUGUCUCGAAACAGUAUUGUUUUGUAAGCGAAAAUUAAAUGUAUCUACAAUGGA
Molecule: messenger RNA, 7397 nt
Organism: Bombus pyrosoma
Lineage: Eukaryota; Metazoa; Arthropoda; Insecta; Hymenoptera; Apidae
Product: sodium- and chloride-dependent GABA transporter 1-like
Exons: 11
Coding region: 427-2391 (654 amino acids)
Biological process (GO): sodium ion transmembrane transport
Cellular component (GO): membrane
Source: RefSeq, a predicted model, not a curated record